Molecule: messenger RNA, 3454 nt
Organism: Biomphalaria glabrata
Lineage: Eukaryota; Metazoa; Mollusca; Gastropoda; Planorbidae
Product: ribosome quality control complex subunit NEMF-like
Exons: 34
Coding region: 181-3372 (1063 amino acids)
Biological process (GO): ribosome-associated ubiquitin-dependent protein catabolic process; rescue of stalled cytosolic ribosome
Cellular component (GO): RQC complex
Molecular function (GO): tRNA binding; ribosomal large subunit binding
Source: RefSeq, a predicted model, not a curated record
GUACAUUUGUAAACUUCCGUUUAUCAGAGUUGAUGCAAAAAGUUGCCCAACAUAAUGAAACACUUCAAACAGUGUUGUUGUUUUUUACCACAUCACCGCUAAUCACCUUAUUUUCCUUAGAUUUAUGAUUAGUAUUGACAAAAGAUUUAGGGUACUUGUUAAUACUGAACAACAUACAAAAUGAAGGGAAGGUUUAGCAGUAUUGAUUUAGCUGUCAUUAUUCAAGAGAUGAAACGAUUUAUCGGCAUGAGAGUUGUCAAUGUGUAUGACUUGGAUAAUAAAACUUACCUGAUCAAGCUGGGAAAGCCUGAUGAAAAAACUGUACUAUUGUUUGAAUCUGGAAUUCGUCUUCAUUAUACAGACUUUGAAUGGCCUAAAAAUCCUGCUCCAUCUGGAUUCUCCAUGAAACUAAGAAAACAUUUGAAAAAUCGUCGACUUGAAAGCAUUAGCCAGUUGGGCACAGAUCGCAUUGUUGACCUUCAAUUUGGCUCUGGUGAAGCAGCAUAUCAUGUAAUAUUGGAACUCUAUGAUAGGGGCAACGUUGUAUUAACUGACCAUGAAUUAACUAUCCUCUCAUUGUUGCGGCCUAGGACAGAUCAUAGCCAGGAUGUCAGGUUUGCAGUUAGAGAAAAAUAUCCAUUGAGUUCUGGCAAGGAACAUACAGCACCUACUAGAGAAAGAAUAAUGGAAAUUUUGUCAAGUGCCAAAGAUGGUGAUGUUAUAAAAAAAUUGUUACUUCCUUGUGUAGAUUAUGGGCCAGCUAUAAUUGAUCAUGUGUUAAUCAAGUCUGGAUUCUCAGAGAAUGUCAAGUUUGGUAAAGAUUUCAAUCUAGAUCAAGAUUUUGAUAAACUUAUGGAUGCAUUACAAGAAGCAGAAAAUUUAAUGUUUUCUUUAUUAUCAAAUCCUUGUAAGGGUUACAUAAUUCAGAAAGUAGACAAGAAACCUAAUCCAGGUCCAAAUGAAGAACAAGAUAUUUUGUUAUAUGAAGAAUUUCAUCCCUAUUUAUUUUGUCAACACCUAAACAAACCAGUCAAAGAAUUUGAUCAGUUUAAUAAGGCUGUGGAUGAAUAUUUUUCAAAAGUGGAGAGUCAGAAAGUGGAAGUCAAGGUCAUACAACAAGAGAAGACUGCAAUGAAAAAAUUGGAUCAUGUCAAAAAAGAACAUGAAAAAAGGCUUGAGACAUUGCAGAAGGAGCAGGAAACUGAUGUAGUCAAAGGACAUCUAAUAGAAACCAAUCUUGAACUGGUUGACAAAGCCAUAUUGAUAGUAAGGAGUGCAUUGGCCAAUCAGAUCGAUUGGUCUGAAAUCUGGAACUUUGUCAAAGAAGCUAAGGCUAGUGGGGAUCCUGUUGCCUCGUCUAUCAAAAGUUUAAAGUUGGACUCGAACCAGAUUACUCUGAUGUUGCGAGAUCGCUUUGACACAGAAGAUGAGGGUACCUCACAUAGUGAUAAAAAGAAAUUUACAAAUGUGGACAUUGAUCUUGGACUUGGAGCUUACGCCAAUGCUAAAAAAUACUUUGACAAGAAAAGGCAGGCAGCCAAAAAGGAACAGAAAACCAUUGAAGCCUCCAGUAAGGCUUUCAAAUCAGCAGAGAAGAAAACUAAACAGUUAUUGAAAGAUGUCACAAUAAUAGCCAAUAUCAAUAAAACGAGAAAAACAUAUUGGUUUGAAAAGUUCUUAUGGUUCAUCAGUUCUGAGAACUACCUUGUCAUAGGUGGCCAUGACCAACAGCAGAAUGAGAUGAUUGUGAAGAAAUACAUGGCUCCAUGUGAUAUUUAUGUUCAUGCUGAUCUCCAUGGAGCAAGUAGCUGUGUUAUUAAAAACCCAGGAGGCGGCCCCGUUCCUCCCAAAACACUGAAUGAAGCUGGCACAAUGGCCAUAUGUAACAGUGCAGCCUGGGAGUCAAAAGUGGUGACUUCUGCUUGGUGGGUCUAUCCACAUCAGGUGUCAAAAACUGCCCCAAGUGGUGAAUACUUGACCACAGGAAGUUUUAUGAUCAGAGGCAAAAAGAACUACUUACCACCAUCAUAUCUUAUAUACGGUUUUGGAUUUCUGUUCAAGUUGGAGGAUGGAAGUAUAGAGCGUCAUAAAGGAGAAAGGAAAUUGAAAAUGGCCAAUGAUGACAUUGAAGACAACGUGGAUUCUGCUAACGGUGAGGUCAUCAUUGACGAUGAUAGCGUUGAUAGCGAAGAUGAAAUUGACAUGGAAGGUCAUGACAGGGGGGAUGUCAAACCUAGCUCUCUCAUUUCCCAAACUUGUCCAAGUGCAGACCUGAAAGGUGAUAUUGAAGACAGAACACAAAGCUUAUCCUUGGAAGAUGAGGAUUUCUUGGAUAUAAAUUAUCCAGACACAAGCAUCAAGUUGGAUCAUGUCCAAGGAGAUAAUUUUGUGUUACACAGUGCAGCCAGCAGAAGUUCCUCUCUAGACCAAUCAGAUGUGUUCUUUCUUGGUGACAAUGAUCCAGUGAUACUAGGACAAAAGACUGUUAAAAAGGGAAAACUGUCAGCCAAGCAAAGAAGGGAGUUAAAGAAGGAAAAGACAACCGAGGAAGUCAGCACAGUGGAAAAAGUCAAUGAAGUGGACAAGAAACUGGACUCUGAUGAUGGACUGCAGAGCAAGCCUGAAGAUUCAAGCAACAAGAAAAAGGCAGAUGUAGUUCAGCCUUUAAAGAGAGGUCAAAAGGGAAAACAAAAGAAAAUCAAGGAGAAAUACGCUGACCAAGAUGAGGAGGAGAGAAGACUGAAGAUGAAAAUCUUAGCUUCUGCUGGUACUGCAAAAACUGAAGCAAAGAAAAGUAAAAAUGCUAAAGAAGAAAAUAAAAAAGGCAAAAAUGUCAAAGGUCAACCCACAUUCAGACCAGUGAGCACUUUGAGCCAUGAUAGUCAGAAAGACCUUCACCUUGGUGAAAACAAACAAAGUCAAGAAGACAGGACAAAAGUUGAAUUUGAGAAUGAUGUAGUAGAAAAAGUGGAUCUAGAGAGUGAAUCAAUUCAAAAAAAUGUGGAGAAACCUGUAGAUCAACAACCAUCAGAUUCUGAUGAUGAAGAAACAGAAGUCAACGUCACUCAGGAUCAACUUGUACUAGAUUCAUUUACUGGCGUCCCACACCCAGAGGAUGAGUUGUUGUAUGCAGUAGCUGUUUGUGCACCAUAUAAUGCACUUACUAACUAUAAGUAUAAAGUGAAACUAUUGCCAGGUUCUACUAAGCGAGGGAAAGCUGUGAAAAAUAUUCUAAACAUGUUUGUACAAGAUAAGUCAACGUCCAGCAGAGAGAAAUCCCUCUUAAAGGUUUUAAAGGAUUUUGACUCAACUAGAAAUUUACCAGGAAAAGUCAAAUUAGCGAUCCCAAGUGUGAAUAAAUCCAAGAAAUAAGGAUUGGAUGUGAUAAUGAUACAUUUAUUUUAUUCUUGUUGAUGCUGAAAAUGAAUAAAAAGAAAUAUUAAAAAUAAAAUGG